CGCGCGAACACUCAAAAGAACUCAAAGCUAGUGACACGAAAUGACGACGCCCACGGGUCCGGUAACCGUCGCCAGUGAGUUCGCCUUCCGCGCCGGCGAAUCGUUCCCCUCGUACGACCAGUUCCGGGCCCGCCUGGAGGCGCACACCCAUCACGACCUGGUCCACUACUGGCGGCGUGAUUCGCGCACCAUCGAGGGAGCCUCCUACAAGACGUCCUGUCCGAUUCGGCCCGACCUGCGGUACUACUCGGUGCGCUAUGCGUGCAUCUUUGGCGGCCAAAAGUUCGCCACGAAGGCCACCGGCGUUAAGAGGGUGCGAACGUCGCUGCGUAACAAUUGUCCGGCGUUUAUCGCGCUUCGCGCGACCAAGUGUGGCCAACUGCUUCAGGUGGUCGACGUGUGUAACGUCCACAAUCACGAGGUGACCCAGGAAAACUUGGCUCACAGCAAGAAACUUUCGUCGGAGGAGCGACAGAAGGUGCUGGAACUGCUGUUUUACGGCGUUGACCGGAGGUUGAUUAAACAGUAUGUGCACACGAAAACGGGUAAGGAGCUGAGCUCGAAGGACAUCUGCAACAUGGCGGCUUCGCUGAAGAAGCGGGUGGAGUUUCAGGACAUGCUGGAGGAUCCGGAGCGGACGGCAGCGUUGACGAGGGAGCUUGUGCAGGUUGUGAAGCUUGGUGGGGAGUCCUACGAAAAGCUUGAAGAGUUGGUUGAAGACUCUGAAGUUUAUGGAAUGCUGGAAGAACGUUUGUUGGACGAUGACGCUGACGGUUAUGAGAAUUACAAGACUGAAAUGGUUAGCGUAGAAUCGGUUGAAGAAGAACUAGUCCAAGAAUCUCUCGAGAAUCAAAGACAGGAGGUUGAAGAAUGUCCAAUUCCGAUUGCGAAAGCCUGUAAAAAUCGCCACAGGUGGAAAUCCAAUCGAUGCUUUGCAUGCGGCUCAAAUAAUCGGCUAGUUCGAGCGCAGCUGGAAGUGCUUCGAGCUAGAAGGGAUAAGCUUCGGGAAGAAACCCGGAUUCUUCGAUUGAAAAGGAGAAAAUUGCAGCUUGAGGUCGAUGUAUUGAAUAAAAGACUUGAAACGUACAAUAAAGCAUUUUAAUACGAAA
Molecule: messenger RNA, 1109 nt
Organism: Culex quinquefasciatus (southern house mosquito)
Lineage: Eukaryota; Metazoa; Arthropoda; Insecta; Diptera; Culicidae
Exons: 2
Coding region: 41-1102 (353 amino acids)
Source: RefSeq, a predicted model, not a curated record